AUGUGGUCCAAAACGGGAAUACUCCCUGGACUGGCAGCCCUUGCCCUUACUGUCGGCCUGUCUUCUACAGGUAAUGCACAAGCUGUUCCGCCUGUCGGUCAAGACCAGGGGGUUUCUGCUUGGGGUUUCGAUAUGAGCCAGGUUACUCUGAGCACCGGCCGGUUUUUCGACAACCAAGCUCGCACUCUGGUCUACCUCAAAUGGAUAGAUGUCGACAGGCUCCUCUACGUCUUCCGCAAGAAUCAUGGCCUAUACACGAACAACGCCCAACCAAAUGCCGGCUGGGAUGCUCCAGACUUUCCGUUCCGGAGUCAUGUUCAGGGCCACUUCCUGAAUGCCUGGGCUUUCUGCUACGCCCAGCUACAGGACUCUGAGUGCAAACGGAGGGCCACAUACUUUGCCGCCGAACUAAAGAAAUGCCAACACAACAACACAAACAGCAGAAAUGUUCCGUACUACGCCAUCCAUAAGACCAUGGCCGGUCUGCUCGAUGUCUGGCGCCUCAUUGGCGACACAAACGCUCGCGAUGUGCUUCUUGCCAUGGCAGCGUGGGUCGACCUCCGCACUGGUAAGCUUACGUACCAGCAGAUGCAGGAUAUGAUGGGCACCGUGUUCGGCGGGAUGAACGAAGUAUUGGCCGAUCUCUGCCGCCAAACAGGCGAUCAGCGCUGGGUUACGGUCGCCCAACGCUUCGACCAUGCCGCCAUCUUUAACCCUCUCGCAUCGAACCAGGACAGUCUCAGCGGCUUGCAUGCGAACACCCAGGACAUUGCGCGAAAUGCGUGGAACAUCACCGUCAGCGCACACUCAUACGCCAUCGGCGGAAACAGCCAGGCCGAGCACUUCAGGCUACCCAAUGCCAUUGCCGGCUUCUUGACCAGUGAUACAUGCGAGGCGUGCAACACAUACAACAUGCUCAAGCUCACGGGGGAGCUGUGGUUAACCAAUCCGGAUACGACGACAUACUUCGACUUUUACGAGCGGGCGCUGCUCAACCACCUCCUCGGCCAACAGGACCCCUCCAAUAGUCAUGGACACGUCACUUACUUCACCCCCCUCAACCCCGGUGGUCGCCGAGGAGUAGGACCUGCUUGGGGUGGCGGUCCCGUCAUCCUCAACGGCAACUACUGCAAUGAGAUCCUUUCGACCACGCCCGCGUUGGACUUGGCUACUGUGAAGAGGAGCGGAGCCACCGGGCUGGCUUUCACGGCGACGGCGGGAGGCAAGACGGUGAACCUUGGACAGUUUUAUGAUGCGCAAGGUUUCAACUAUAAUGUGUACUGGUCUGUCAAUGGGAAGCUGCCUGCAUGA
Molecule: messenger RNA, 1311 nt
Organism: Colletotrichum graminicola M1.001
Lineage: Eukaryota; Fungi; Ascomycota; Sordariomycetes; Glomerellales; Glomerellaceae
Exons: 4
Coding region: 1-1311 (436 amino acids)
Biological process (GO): carbohydrate metabolic process
Source: RefSeq, a predicted model, not a curated record